AUUGUUUCAAUUUUGGAAUAAUUAUUCAAGAACCAUUGUUUUGCUUGAUACCACCUAAACUAAUCAGUUUCAAAUUGGACAAAUUAUAAUAAAAUGGAAAUAUAUUUUUACUGGUCUUAUGCAGUAUAAAUGCUAAAGUCAGGUUGCGCCAACUAAUAUUACAAAACUAGUGAAGAAGCAUACAUUAAACAUAUAUUUUUAUAUUUGGUUAAAAUGGCAGUAAUGUCAAGUUUAAAGAUCUUCGUGCAAAAAUAUCCUAUAACUAGAGGAAUGAUCACAUACGCCACAAUGUGGCCGGUAUCUUCUUUGAUUCAGCAGACACUUAUCGAAGGAAAGAAUUACAAAAACUACGAUUAUUGGUCAGCUGCAAGAUUUAGUUUUUAUGGAGGGAUGUGUGUUGCAACUAGUUUGUAUGGAUGGAUAAGAUUAAGUUCUGUUAUAUGGCCCAAGAAUAAUUUUAAAACAGCAAUAACUAAGGCGUUAGUAGAACAAGUAACUUAUGGACCCGUAGGACUUAGCAUGUUCUUUUUCGGUAUGACAUUCCUCGAAGGACGCGGAAUUCAAAAAUCAGUGGAUGAAGUUAAAGACAAGUUUUGGCCGUCUUAUAAAGUCGCAAUAUGCGUGUGGCCAGUCGUGCAGACAAUAAACUUCACAUUUAUUAAAGAGAGCAAUCGAGUGCCUUUCGUGAGCAUGUGCAGCAUGCUUUACACGAUAUUCCUAGCACAUAUGCACAGUCUAAAACCAGAAGAUCUGAUCAUGAAUCAAGAGCUACUACUUGCAUAG
This is a messenger RNA of Dalotia coriaria, 783 nucleotides long. RefSeq names its product PXMP2/4 family protein 4-like. The coding region runs from base 214 to 783 and encodes 189 amino acids. NCBI's taxonomy places the organism in Eukaryota, Metazoa, Arthropoda, Insecta, Coleoptera, Staphylinidae. Gene Ontology annotation, biological process: cellular response to reactive oxygen species. Gene Ontology annotation, cellular component: mitochondrion; membrane; cytoplasm. The record is from RefSeq and is a predicted model, not a curated record. The transcript has 3 exons.